Messenger RNA from Lathyrus sativus (Indian pea), 1296 nucleotides. NCBI's taxonomy places the organism in Eukaryota, Viridiplantae, Streptophyta, Magnoliopsida, Fabales, Fabaceae. The record is from the annotation of a GenBank genome assembly.
AUGACAAUCAAGAGAGCAUACUCUCCUUUCUCAGCUCUCUUGAUUUCAAUAAUUAUUAUAGAAAACCUACGAUUCGACGUCGUUUAUGGCUACAAUCGACCACCCCCUCGUAAAACCAUAUUUACCUUUCACAAAGAUGACGACUCCGCGCCACAACAGGUACAUAUAUCUCAAGUUGGUCAAGACAAGAUGAGAAUAUCAUGGAUCACAGGUAACCCAACCCUAGCAAAAGUGGAAUACAAUCAAUUUCUUUCGGAAAAUAAAAUUUCUGUCACUGGAACCACCUCUUCUUACCGUUAUAUUAUUUAUAACUCCGGUAAAAUUCACAACGUUGUAAUUGGUCCUCUCAAGGCUAACACAGUCUACCACUACCGUUUGGGUGAAUCUCCCAAAACAUACAAUUUCAAGACUGCACCUGGUCAAUUUCCAAUCAAGUUUGCAAUAGUUGGAGAUCUUGGACAGACGGGGUGGACAACUUCAACUCUGAACCAUAUAGCUAACUCAAGUUACGACAUGUUGCUAUUACCAGGAGACUUAUCCUAUGCUGAUUUUAUACAAAAUCUAUGGGACUCCUUUGGUCGUUUGGUUGAACCUUUAGCAAGCCAACGUCCAUGGAUGGUCACUCAAGGUAACCAUGAAGUCGAAAGGAUUCCAGGCAUCCACAAAACACCAUUCACAGCAUACAAUGCAAGAUGGAAAAUGCCAUUCGAAGAGAGUGGAUCAGACUCUAACCUUUAUUACUCUUUUGAUGUGUCCGGUGUUCAUGUCAUAAUGUUGGGAUCUUAUACUGAUUUUCACCAAAGUUCUACGCAAUACAAAUGGCUUCAAGGGGAUUUACAGAAGAUAAAUAGGGCAAAGACUCCUUGGAUAGUGGUGUUGCUUCAUGCUCCAUGGUAUAAUACUAAUAAAGCUCAUCAGGAUGAUGAUGAAUCUAUUGACAUGAAGGCUUCUAUUGAAGAUUUGCUAUAUCAUGCUCGCGUUGACGCUGUUUUUGCAGGGCAUGUUCAUGCCUAUGAACGCUUUACUCGAGUUUAUAAAGAUAAAAGUGACAAUUGUGGUCCGGUGCAUAUUACUAUUGGGGAUGGUGGCAAUCGUGAAGGACUAGCCAGAAGGUACCAAGAUCCUAAGCCAGAUAUAUCAUUGUUCAGAGAAGCUAGUUUUGGACAUGGGUUAUUUGACGUGGUUAAUGCAACACAUGCACGUUGGACAUGGCAUAAGAAUGAUAAUGAUGAAUCUGUUGUUAGUGAUUCUGUUUGGCUAACAAGCCUAUCCUCUAAUGCCGCUUGUAAAGUGUGA